Messenger RNA from Procambarus clarkii (red swamp crayfish), 1308 nucleotides. The record is from RefSeq and is a predicted model, not a curated record. Lineage: Eukaryota; Metazoa; Arthropoda; Malacostraca; Decapoda; Cambaridae.
AUGGUCUGGGACAGCACCAAGUUGGGCACGCUGAAGAUCAACCAUGGUCUGGAACAGCACCAAGUUGGGCACGCUGAAGAUCAACCAUGUACUGGUAACACUAGUGGUACUGUUGACACUAUUGGUACUGGUAACACUAUUGGUACUGGUAACACUAUUGGUACUGGUGACACUAUUGGUACUGGUAACACUAGUGGUACUGGUGACACUAGUGGUACUGGUAACACUAGUGGUACUGGCAACACUAGUGGUACUAGCAACACUAGUGGUACUGGCAACACUAGUGGUACUGGCAACACUAUUGGUACUGGUGACACUAUUGGUACUGGCAACACUAGUGGUACUGGUAACACUAGUGGUACUGGCAACACUAGUGGUACUGGUAACACUAUUGGUACUGGUAACACUAGUGGUACUGGUAACACUAUUGGUACUGGUAACACUAUUGGUACUGGUAACACUAGUGGUACUGGUAACACUAUUGGUACUGGUGACACUAUUGGUACUGGUAACACUAUUGGUACUGGUGACACUAUUGGUACUGGCAACACUAGUGGUACUGGCAACACUAUUGGUACUGGUGACACUAUUGGUACUGGCAACACUAGUGGUACUGGUAACACUAAUGGUACUGGUAACACUAUUGGUACUGGUAACACUACUGGUACUGGUAACACUAGUGGUACUGGUAACACUAGUGGUACUGGUAACACUAGUGGUACUGGUAACACUAGUGGUACUGGUAACACUAUUGGUACUGGUGACACUAUUGGUACUGGUAACACUAGUGGUACUGGUAACACUAUUGGUACUGGUGACACUAUUGGUACUGGUAACACUAGUGGUACUGGCAACACUAGUAGUACUGGUGACACUAGGGGUACUGGUAACACUAUUGGUACUGGUAACACUAGUGGUACUGGCAACACUAGUGGUACUGAUAACACUAGUGGUACUGGUAACACUAUUGGUACUGGCAACACUAUUGGUACUGGUAACACUAGUAGUACUGGUAACACUAGUGGUACUGGUGACACUAGUAGUACUGGUGACACUAUUGGUACUGGUAACACUAGUAGUACUGGUGACACUAUUGGUACUGGCAACACUAGUGGUACUGGCAACACUAGUGGUACUGGUAACACUAUUGGUACUGGUAACACUAGUGGUACUGGCAACACUAGUGGUACUGGUAACACUAUUGGUACUGGUAACACUAGUAGUACUGGUGACACUAUUGGUACUGGUGACACUAGUAGUACUGGCAACACUAGUUGUACCAGUAACAGUAAAUACUUUACAACAUAA